UGUACCCCCUUACCAUUAGUGCGCAUUUCCUAUUGGCAAGAGGGAGUGAGAAGUAAACAGAGGAGAGAGGGAAGAGUGUGUGUGAGAGAGAAGCAGUGAGUGUGUUACAGUGAGAACAGAGUAAGAGACUACAGCGAAGGGGGCGAGAGGCAUCUUCACCGGGGUUCAUCACUGCGCACUGUCGAGCACGAGAGAUCGCUUUCUAGCGCAGCAUGCCCAAGAAGGUUAAAAAAGUGGACUGUGGACGAAGCUAGGCUACUGGUUGAAAUCUCCGACUCGCUGAUGGACUGUUAGAGAGAGAGCGCAGUGAGAGGUGCCAGUCGUGCGUGCACGGAACGGACCCUGGAGAAGAAGCUGAUGCAUUGGGGAAAGUUACCAACUGUGGAGAUGCUUUGUUAACUGAGAGUUUACAAACUGUUCGGACCAUUCAGAGUCAUUUCUUUGAACUGGAUGCUAUUAUAGACGAAUCUCAGUGCUUAUCCGUCCGGUGAUAUCUCGUUGCCGCGGUGGACCAUAUCAGCUCAGUCACACAGACGGAGCGAGUGAAUCCUUCCACGCAGCACAAUCAGCGGGGCUACUAACAUGACGGCAUUAUACCUCAUCUUUUGCCUUAUGGUCACAGCAGCCACCCAAGCAGCCUACUUCUCCCAGCAGCCCCAGGACCAGGUGGUUGUAUCCGGUCAGUCAGUGACUCUACCCUGUGUCAUUGUGGGUUAUCGGGGAAUGGUACAAUGGACCAAAGAUGGCCUCGCACUGGGUGGAGAGAGAGACCUACCAGGCUGGACCCGCUAUUCCUUAAUGGGCGACCCGCUAUCAGGCGAGCACAGCUUGCUGAUCGAUUCGGUAGAGUUGGAGGAUGACGCUGUGUAUGAGUGUCAGGCUACACAGGCGGCAUUGCGCUCCCACCGUGCCAAGCUCACUGUACUAGUUCCUCCUUCAGACCCUGUGGUAGAGGGUGGCCCUGUUGUACGUCUGAAGGCCCACACACCACACAAUCUCACCUGCAGAGCCUCAGGAGCCAAACCUGCUGCUGAGAUCACCUGGUACAGAGAUGGAGAGGUCAUGGAGACUUCAAUUUAUUCCAAGACACUGAUGGAGGAUGGAAAGAAGGAGUCGGCUGUCAGCAUGCUUCCAAUCGUCCCCGAGGAUAGCGACUCUGGACGCACCUACACCUGCAGGGUUCUUAACCCAGCCGCCCCAGCUGGACGACAGACAUCGAUCACUAUCAAUGUCCAGCACCCUCCUUCAGUGACACUAUCAGUCCAGCCUCAGACUGUGACUGAGGGAGCCAAAGUUCUCUUCAUCUGCUCUGCUUCGGCCAAUCCUGAAAUCACUGGAUACAGGUGGUCGAAAGGAGGAGUUCCCAUCUCUGAAGCAAAUGGGGACAGCCUUGAGGUGACAGUGGACUACUCUUACUUCACAGACCCCGUGUCUUGUGAGGUGUCCAACUCUGUGGGCAGCACUAAUGUCAGCACCCUGGUUGAUGUCCAAUUUGGCCCCAGACUGCUGUCAGAGCCAAAGCCAAUGACAGUGGAUAUCGGGAUGGAUGCAGCUUUUACUUGUGCAUGGACUGGAAACCCUCCUCUGACCCUGGCCUGGACCAAGCAGGGCUCCAGCGUGGUGCUCAGUAAUGGCAACACCUUGCAGCUGAAGGCUGUUACCCAGGAGGAUGCUGGAACAUACACCUGCAAGGCCAUCGUGCCCCGGAUAGGAGUUGCAGAAAGAGAUGUCACUCUUACUGUAAAUGGCCCACCUAUCAUCACAGCGGAUGCCACGCAGCAUGCUGUCAAGCACUCCAAGGGCAAGCUGGAGUGCCGAGUGGGAAGCAGCCCCCCGCCUGAUAAGAUUGUGUGGACCUUUGGAGACAUGAGCCUGUCCUCAGGUACCACCGGUCGUUAUUCAGUGCAGACAGUAACCAGCGACCAUGGAGUCAUGUCUUCCCUGGUGCUGUCUGAGACGCUGGCGCAGGAUUUUGAGUUGCGCUACAACUGCACCGCAUGGAACCGCUUCGGCACCGGCACCGCCCUGGUCACCCUGAAGGAGCAAGAAGCCCUGCCUAUGUUGAUAAUUAUUGGUGGAGCAGUAGGUGGAGGCUGUGUCCUGCUCAUCUGUGUCAUCACUCUGGUCUCCCUCUGCUGCAGGCACACAGGCAAAGGUGAGCUCAACGGUAAAAGGUGUACUCGUCUUUCCAAGAGUGACAUCAGAGUUCAGAUUGUUCACAGUGAUCACAACGCAACACGUGGCAAUGAUGAUGAGGAGGACGUCAAAGAGCCCAUGGCACCGAACAGCAGCGAGUCUCCUGGAACAUCGCGCACAGAACACAGCGACCUCUUGGAAGAGGAGGAGGAUGAGAGAUCGGACAUCAAGGACCCCACCAAUGGCUACUACAAUGUCCGUGGCCAUGAAGACCGGCAUAUCCGCAGCAGUGGAUUCUCUGAAUAUGUGCCCAACACUCGGCCAGUCUACACUCCCUCACAGCUGCCCUCCCCCAGCCCCAUGUAUGGUCAGCAUGGCACCCAGCCUCGUGCCUAUGACUUCUCCCAACGAUAUGCAACUACCACAGCAGGCAGAACCGCAUAUGAACAGCAGCAAGCUGCCCAACAGCAGCCCACCCAGCCAGCCAGCAUUUAUCCCACUGAUCCCCUCUACAGUGGCUCUGCCUACCUCCCUGCUACCUAUGGUCGAGCCUUCACCAGCUACGUUAAGCCCGCUUCCUACGAAAAGGUGGAUGGGUAUGACCAAUCAGAUCAGGCCAGCAAAGUGUCCAGCUCGUCUCGCUUCUCUUAUGCCUCCUCGCAAGUAUCCUCCCAGCAGUCUGACUAUGGCCGUCCUUCACAGCGUAUGCAGACGCAUGUUUGAUUGGACCAAAGAACUGGAAAAAAAGGAGUACAGGAGCAGUGAGUAGAUAACCAUUGUCACCUCCACUUACAAGUGUGGUUGGACUAACAUGAACAAAGACUUACUUUAAUCGGACGGUCCUUCAAGGAUAUGUUUGGAGGUAGCCAUAUGGUUUACGGGGGUUAUGGAUAACCAACCUUUAUUUGUUGUGAUGGAUGGCGUGAUCUACAAUAUUGCUAACUGUAGAGGUCCUGAGCUGGAGAAUUCAGCAGAUUGUGAUGUUCAAGUCAAACUUAUGAUUACAGUGUGAUACCUCACCAGGUUAUCUCUAUAUGAUGACCACCCAAACCUGUGAAGAUAUUCUGUCAGUGCAAGGGCCAACUAGAAAAUACAUCAAAUGCAUUUCUCAAAUUUGGGUGGCCAAAAUGUUUACUUGCCUCUCAGAGUUUACUUGCCUCUCAGAGUUUACUUUAUGUCAAUCAUCACCUCUAAAAUACUUUAAAAGAAGAUAUUACAAGUGAAGACA
Etheostoma spectabile (orangethroat darter) is the source of this 3364-nucleotide messenger RNA. RefSeq names its product kirre like nephrin family adhesion molecule 3, like (gene kirrel2). The coding region runs from base 583 to 2859 and encodes 758 amino acids. Lineage: Eukaryota; Metazoa; Chordata; Actinopteri; Perciformes; Percidae. The transcript is spliced from 15 exons. Gene Ontology annotation, cellular component: plasma membrane; cell-cell junction. Gene Ontology annotation, biological process: cell-cell adhesion. The record is from RefSeq and is a predicted model, not a curated record. Gene Ontology annotation, molecular function: cell adhesion molecule binding.